Messenger RNA from Parascedosporium putredinis, 1107 nucleotides. Lineage: Eukaryota; Fungi; Ascomycota; Sordariomycetes; Microascales; Microascaceae. The record is from the annotation of a GenBank genome assembly.
AUGGUCUCUCUCAGGUCUCCCUGGGCGCUGCUCCUGCUCACGCCAAUUGCGGUCGCUUUUGCUGCGGCUGCUGCUGCUCCCAACGUAACGUCGAUAGAAAACCUUAGCCUCGAGGGCUUGGAAGAGAAGCUUCAGACCUGCUCCAUUGUCCAAGACCUCAACGCGCACAGGGCUGCCAACAGCCACGAGCAAUCCACCUUCUUUCGCGCCUCUUCACGAUCCUCUUCCCCGGAAGCCCCGCCGUCAACGCUCUUCUCGCGACGCUCUACAUCUCGGGCCCCCAACUUCCUGCUCGCGCUAUGCCCGACCAACAUCGACCCGGCGUCCCUCACCAUCAUGGUGGCCUUUGCCGUGGGCGGCCUCAUGGGAGACACGCUUUUCCACCUGCUGCCCGAGAUCUUUCUCGGCGAGGAAGAGCACGGUAAAGUCAAGUUUGUUCUUGUCGAGCCCAAUAGGAACCUCUUGCUCGGUCUGGCCAUCCUCGUUGGUUUCAUGACCUUUGUAGCCAUGGAUAAGGGCUUGCGCAUCCUGACCGGGGGUGCCGGCCACGACCACGGCCACGGCCACUCUCACUCUCACAGCCACGAGGUGGCCCCCUCGGCCUCGUCGUCGUCCGUGGAUGCGGCUAAGGGCGGUGCCAAGUCGCGCAAGAAGGGUACCGCCGCCGCCGAGAAGGACCACGACCACGCUGCCGAGCGCAAAGAGGUUAGCCCUAGUAUGAAAAUGGGAGGUGUCCUCAACCUCAUUGCCGAUUUCACCCACAACAUCACCGACGGCCUGGCCAUGGCUGCGAGCUUCUACGCCUCGCCCACGGUGGGCGCCAGCACCACCCUCGCCGUCUUCCUCCACGAGAUUCCCCACGAGGUGGGAGACUUUGCCCUCCUCGUCCAGUCCGGGUUCUCUAAGCGCGCGGCUAUGGGCGCUCAGUUCGUUACCGCCAUCGGCGCUUUCUCGGCACCCUCAUCGGCAUCUGCAUUCAGGACCGUCAUACCCGAACUGCUUGAGACUGGACCCAACAAGACCUUGGAGCUAAAGAAGACCCUGGGCCAGUUCACCGCUGUGGCUUUGGGCGCUGGCAUCAUGCUCUACAUCUCUUGGCAUGAUUAG